AAACGUCAGUCUGCAAACAAGCGUUGGAGGAUACAGAUCAAGAACAUAUUCUUGAACGAAGAACUUUUUUUUGUGUAAUGCACCUUGGCAAGGACGUGAGCAGUGAAAAUGAUUACUCUAGUGUUGGUUGCGGGUGUGGUUUUGUAUUUUCUGAGAAGUUUCCUACAGAAAAGGAAUAAGCUGCUGAAAAUAGCGAACCAUUUCGGUGGUCCAAAGCCGCUACCAGUUAUUGGAAAUUUGCUCGAGUUUAACACCGAUAUUCCGGGCAUUUUCGAAAAAAUAGUCCAUCUCAAUCACACAUACGGACCAAACCUGUUCGUCUGGGGUUUUCUGAACGAGAAUGUCCUAUUCCUGGGGGACACCAAGCUGGUUGAGAAGGUCCUCCUAGCGAAACAGACGCAGAAAUCGUUGCUCUACUCCUACCUGACCUGUUGGCUACGGACGGGACUGCUGCUGGCCAGCGGUGAGAAGUGGUUCCAAAGGCGGAAGAUCAUCACUCCGACGUUCCACUUUAAGGUUCUGGAACAGUUCGUGACGGUUUUCAAUCGGGAAGCUCAAACUAUGGUCGAUGUGAUGAGAAAGCACGUCGGCGGAAAGGAGUUCGAUGUCUACUCGUAUGUGACGCUGAUGGCGCUGGACAGCGUUUGUGAAACUUCUAUGGGGACAUCGGUGAAUGCUCAGAAGGACCCUGAUAAUCGAUACGUACGGAAUGUGAAACGAAUGUCAGUCUUGUUCCUGUUGCGAGUUAUUCACCCUCUCGCAACACAUCCAGAGCUGUACUCGCUCAUACAUCCCAAUGCCUAUGAACAAAGAAAGAUCGUUCGAGAGCUGCACGAGUUCACCGAUAACGUUAUUGCGACCCGUAGGAAGCAGCUGAAGUCCGGUCAGAUGCUGGAUAUCAACCGGAACGUAGAGGAUCGGUACUCCAAGCAGAAGAUGACCUUCCUGGAUCUGUUACUGAACGUUAACAUCGAUGGAAAACCGUUGACCGAUCUGGACAUUCGAGAGGAAGUUGAUACGUUUAUGUUUGAGGGUCACGACACCACUACCAGUGGUAUAUCAUUCACGAUAUACCAAUUGGCACUCAAUCCGCAUGUUCAAGACAAAAUCUACGAGGAGAUAGUGGCUAUCCUAGGAAAGAAUCACAAAACAGUUGAACUGACGUACCAGUCACUGCAAGAGUUCAAAUACCUGGAGAUGGCGAUCAAGGAAGGUCUACGGUUGUUCCCUUCAGUCCCCUUCAUAGGACGUAAUCUUGUCGAGGAUCUUGAAUUCGAUGAUAUCACGCUCCCAGCCGGGCAAGACAUUCUGAUCCCGAUCUAUAUGAUUCAUCGCAAUCCAGAGAUAUACCCGGACCCGGAACGGUACGAUCCGGAGCGAUUUUCCGACGGUACCGAAUCCAAGCGAGGUCCAUACGACUACAUUCCGUUCAGCGCCGGUACGAGGAACUGUAUUGGUCAGCGAUUCGCCAUGUUGGAGAUGAAAGCCGCGUUGAUCAAGCUGAUUGGCAACUAUCGCAUUCUGCCGGGCGAAUCGUUGAAGAAGCUACGCAUCAUGACGGAUUUGGUGGUUCGACCCGAGAAAGGUGUUCCGAUUCGGUUGGAAGAACGGGUGUAGUUGCUCGGAUGGAGAUGUCGCUUUAGUUGUAUAAAUAAAAUCGGAAGGUUUGGAGUGACUACACUGUGGACUUGAUA
Molecule: messenger RNA, 1694 nt
Organism: Aedes aegypti (yellow fever mosquito)
Lineage: Eukaryota; Metazoa; Arthropoda; Insecta; Diptera; Culicidae
Product: cytochrome P450 4C1
Exons: 6
Coding region: 109-1617 (502 amino acids)
Molecular function (GO): heme binding; oxidoreductase activity, acting on paired donors, with incorporation or reduction of molecular oxygen; monooxygenase activity
Source: RefSeq, a predicted model, not a curated record